GCAUGGUUGAAGGUGCAUGAAUUUAUUGUAUUCACCCAGCAUCACAUAACCUCAAAAGAUACGGUCCGAGUGCUGUUAACUAUAAAUCGAACUGGAUAAUGUGAAAUAUGUCACCGGUACAUAGUAUUUCACGCGAUUCCAGCGGUGAUUCGGAGGUAGAGUUGGAAAAUCAUGAUUUUCCAGGCUCAGAGUCUGAUAGUGGGUCGGCUUCCUCGGGAUCGAGUCGGAGUGCAAGUCCUGCUUCAAUCGCAGCUGCACCAGCUUCAAGGAGUGUGCGUACAGACGAUGAGCACGAUGAGAACAUUGAGAACGAUGGUCCUCGAUCACCGAUGUCCACUGGUAGUCGAUCCAGAUCUGGCAGUCGGUCCGUUGGGGAAAACAGGUCCAUUGUUAGUCCUAGGUCUCGGAGAUCUCCCAGUGGAUCUCCGGCUAGGUCUGGGUCGAGACAUUCUACUCCAGAUUCGCCAAGAAGCAAUAAGUCUGGUUCUCAACGGUCCAGGAGCGGUUCUCCUGAAUCGGCUCGCUCCGUGAGUGCUGGAUCACAGAAAUCGGUUCGUUCGCGUUCUGGUUCUCCACAGGGAAGCGUGAGAUCUGGAAGUGUCAAAUCUCAAGGACGGGAAUCGAGAAGCCCUGCAUCUCCAAAAAGUGGACGAUCGGACAGCCGGGCCUCUCCGUCCGGUCGAAAGUCUGCUUCUCCAGGUUCCCCAAGAAGCGGCAGAUCUCGUGGUGGAUCUCCAGACAGUGUAAGAUCAGACGGCGCAUCUAGAAGAAGCGAUCGAUCCAGGUCUGGCACUCCGGCAAGUCCAAAGACCGACGGAAGUCCUAGAUCCAGAAAAUCGCAGAGUCCCAAAGACGAAGGCAGUGAUGCCGAAUCCGAGAGGUCCGUCAAGACUAAUGGUGAAAACCGGAGUAAAAAAUCAGAAGAAAGCGACGAAGAAGACGGCGAGGCGAAACGCAAACAUGGGAGUUCAGACUCUGGUUCGGAGACAGAGAAAAUAUCAAAACGAAGGAAGGUGGCUUUGGCAUCCGACUCUGAAGAAGAAGAGGAAGGAAAAACCAAUGCCCCGGAGCCAACUGCAGACGCACUCUUCGGAGAUGCCAGUGAUAUAAGUACUGACGACGAGAAAGAGAAACCCGAAGCAGUAGUAGAGACUAGGAAGAGCCGAAGCAGGAGCAAGAGUCGCAGUAGAAGUCGUAGUAGGAGUCGAAGUCGCAGUAGAAGUGGAAGCCGCAGUGGCGGAGGCAGAUCUGACAGCGGAGGCGAAGGCCCCAGCAGACAACCAGUCAUCGAAGAGGACGAGGAGAAGGAAAAAGAAGAGGAGCCGGAACCUCCACCCGAAACCAGGAUCGAUGUGGAGAUCCCGAAGAUCACGACAGAUCUCGGUCGCGAGAUCCACUUCGUGAAGCUACCGAAUUUCUUAUCCGUAGAAACGAGGCCCUUCGAUCACGAGACGUACGAAGAUGAGAUCGACGAGGAGGAGACCCUGGACGAGGAGGGGCGAGCGCGAUUGAAGUUGAAAGUGGAGAACACGAUCAGAUGGAAGGAUGUGUUCUCCGACGAAGGGAAAGUGGUGAAGGAAAGCAACGCCAGGUUUGUCAGGUGGUCCGAUGGGAGUAUGUCCCUGCACCUGGGGUCGGAGAUCUUCAACGUGUACAAACAGCCUCUCCAGGGGGACCACAAUCAUCUGUACAUCCGCCAAGGUACCGGUCUUCAGGGUCAGGCGGUCUUCCGCACUAAGCUGACGUUCAGGCCGCACUCGACCGAGUCCUUCACGCACAGGAAGAUGACGAUGUCGCUGGCGGACAGAUCGCAGAAGGCCUCUGGCAUCAAGGUCCUCUCGCAGGUCGGAAUGAACCCCGACCAGAACAGAUACGAGAUGAUAAAGAAAGAGGAGGAGAAGCUGCGAAUGGCGAUGCGCGUCCAGAGCAAGCCGAAGAAGGCCAGCGGGAGCGGAAGAGGUUCCGGGAGAGCAUCCGGUGGAUACAGCGGAGACGCCUAUCACGACGACGGCUCCGACGACGAGGGCGCGAUUUCCCUGGCCGCCAUCAAGAACAAAUACAAGAAGGGCGGCUCCGCGGUCACCGCAAAGGCCGCGUCCAAUAUUUACUCUUCCGACGAAGAGGGCUCCGACUUCGAGACGACCAGGCCAAAGAAGAACGCGAAGGGGAAGGUCCUCAAGGACUCCGACGAAGACUCCAACACGAAUUCGGAGAGCGCCUCCGAGGCCGGAAGCAGCGCGGCGAACUCGGCGGAAGCGCCGGCCGAUUUAACGGACUUCGAAAGGAACUGAAGCACCUUAGGAAAUGUUCCACGAUCGCGACCAAACUGUGGGUCAUCGUAAAAGUAAUGACGCAUUUUCGUAACACAUGGCAUAUGAAGAAAUGCGUCAAGACUUUUCCGACAACCCAAUUCUACCCGAGACAAAUUUUUAACUUCUCGACCGUUCCGCUCUUUUCUUUCCAUUCGUGUACUUAGCGUAAUUAGGCACGCUCGCGCAUGGUGCAUCUUAUAUACAAAGUGUAACGGUAAAUAAAAAUAUUUAGACUA
Messenger RNA from Orussus abietinus, 2548 nucleotides. RefSeq names its product another transcription unit protein (gene Atu). The transcript is spliced from 7 exons. Lineage: Eukaryota; Metazoa; Arthropoda; Insecta; Hymenoptera; Orussidae. Gene Ontology annotation, cellular component: Cdc73/Paf1 complex; nucleus. Gene Ontology annotation, molecular function: RNA polymerase II C-terminal domain phosphoserine binding. The record is from RefSeq and is a predicted model, not a curated record. Gene Ontology annotation, biological process: transcription elongation by RNA polymerase II; positive regulation of transcription elongation by RNA polymerase II. The coding region runs from base 108 to 2291 and encodes 727 amino acids.